GGCGCGGACUGCAGCAGGAAGUGGGAGUAAAGGCGGCCCCCGGCGGGCUGGCGUGCGGGCUCCGGCCGUCACUUUGCCGAGUCGCGGCUGCUGCUGCGGGUACUUGGGGAGAUGGAGGGGCCAGGGCUGGGUUCACAGUGCAGGAAUCACAGCCAUGGCCCCCACACUCCAGGAUUUGGUCCACAUGGCAUCUCUACCCAUGAAAACAAAGAACUUGCAAAGGCAAGAGAAGCUCUUCCUCUUAUAGAGGACUCUAGUAACUGUGAUAUUGUAAAAGCUACUCAAUAUGGAAUUUUUGAACGAUGCAAAGAGUUGGUAGAAGCAGGAUAUGAUGUCAGGCAACCAGACAAAGAAAAUGUGUCGCUUCUUCAUUGGGCUGCUAUUAACAACAGGCUGGAUCUUGUAAAGUUUUAUAUUUCAAAAGGUGCUGUUGUAGAUCAGUUGGGUGGAGAUUUGAAUUCAACUCCUCUUCACUGGGCCAUCAGACAAGGACAUUUACCUAUGGUCAUAUUAUUACUACAGUAUGGUGCAGACCCCACUCUCAUUGAUGGAGAGGGUUUCAGCAGCAUCCACCUGGCAGUAUUAUUUCAACACAUGCCUAUCAUAGCAUAUCUAAUCUCCAAGGGGCAGAGUGUGAAUAUGACAGAUUUAAAUGGACAGACACCUCUCAUGUUAUCAGCUCACAAAGUAAUUGGGCCGGAACCCACUGGAUUUCUUUUAAAGUUUAAUCCUUCUCUCAGUGUUGUUGAUAAAGUACAACAAAACACUCCACUUCACUGGGCAGUUGCAGCAGGAAAUGUUAAUGCAGUUGACAAACUUUUGGAAGCUGGUUCUAGCCUUGAUAUUCAAAAUGUUAAGGGAGAAACACCUCUUGAUAUGGCUCUCCAACACAAAAAUCAACUCAUCAUUCACAUGAUAAAAACAGAAGCCAAAAUGAGAGCCAACAAAAAGUUCAGACUUUGGAGGUGGCUACAGAAAUGCGAGCUCUUCCUCCUGCUGAUGCUUUCUGUAAUUACCAUGUGGGCUGUUGGAUGCAUAUUGGACUUCAAUUCAGAUUCUUGGCUUUUAAAAGGAAGUCUUCUAGUAAUACUGUUUUUUCUGACAUCUUUGUUUCCAAGGUUAUUGGUUGGAUAUAAGAGCCUCGUAUACUUGCCAACAGUCUUUCUGCUAAGUUCCAUUUUUUGGAUAUUUAUGACCUGGUUCAUCUUUUUCUUUCCUGAUUUAGCAGGCACUCCUUUCUAUUUCCCUUUCAUUCUUAGCAUAAUAGCCUUCCUCUACUUUUUCUAUAAGACCUGGGCAACUGAUCCAGGCUACACUAAGACUUCUGAAGAAGAGAGGAAAAUGAAUAUCAUCACACUUGCAGAAACUGGCUGUCUGGGCUUCAGAACAUUUUGUACAUCAUGUCUUAUAAGGAAGCCAUUACGGUCAUUCCAUUGCCAUGUCUGCAAUUCCUGUGUGGCUCGAUAUGAUCAACACUGCCUGUGGACUGGACGGUGCAUAGGCUUUGGCAACCAUCAUUAUUACGUAUUAUUCUUGUUCUUCCUUUCUGUGGUGUGUGACUGGAUUAUAUAUCAAUCUUUUGUGUAUUGGUCAAAUCAUUGCACCACAACGUUCAAAGAAGAUGGACUAUGGACCUACCUCAAUCAGAUUGUGGCCUGUUCCCCUUGGGUUUUAUAUAUCUUCAUGCUGGCAGUUUUCCAUUUCUCAUGGUCAACUUUUUUGUUAUUAAAUCAACUCUUUCAGAUUGCUUUUCUGGGCCUGACCUCUCAUGAGAGAAUCAGUCUGCUGAAGCAGAGCAGACAUAUGAAACAGACUUUGUCCCUCAGGAAGACACCAUACAACCUUGGAUUCACACAGAACCUUGCAGAUUUCUUCCAGUGUGGCUGCUUUGGCUUGGUGAAGCCCUGUGUAGUAGAUUGGACGUCACAGUACACCAUGGUUUUUCACCCAGCUAAAGAGAAAGUUCUUCGCUCAGUAUAAAGAAAAGCAGCCCUAAACUCUCACUCUCAUUUGUUUUUGUUUAUAUUGAUGCCUUGUGGUUCAAAAGUGAAGAUCUAGAGUUCACAUAAGCCCAAAGGAAAACACAGGUGGUUUUUUUUUUUUAAACCAUUUGGUAAAAACAGAAGUUCUCGAUAAAGGUAUUGCACUUUUUUUUUUUUUUUAGAUUUGACAAGAUGGACUGUUCCUAUAAAAUCUUGGCAGAUCUCUAAAAAUCUUUUACAUUUUUUACCAGAAAAUGCAAGUUACUUUUAAAAAAAUAGAUAUUAAUUAUGAAUAAAAUGGAGUAUUUUCAGAUAUUGUAUUGGCUAUUUCAAAAUAGUACUUAUUCUUUAAACUUGUAAUUUUUGAUAAA
Messenger RNA from Choloepus didactylus (southern two-toed sloth), 2353 nucleotides. RefSeq names its product zinc finger DHHC-type palmitoyltransferase 13 (gene ZDHHC13). The transcript is spliced from 17 exons. Bases 112 to 1980 code for a protein of 622 amino acids. Gene Ontology annotation, cellular component: Golgi membrane. Gene Ontology annotation, biological process: protein palmitoylation. Lineage: Eukaryota; Metazoa; Chordata; Mammalia; Pilosa; Megalonychidae. The record is from RefSeq and is a predicted model, not a curated record. Gene Ontology annotation, molecular function: palmitoyltransferase activity; protein binding.